CUCAGAAAGGAUGCUGCGGGAAAGCAGCAGUGUUGUCAUAGCGCCCCUUGUGUUGGGGCGCUCGAAUGACCAGGACAUGGUUUGUUUCUUACUUCUACAUGAACGCCGUGUGUUUUCGAUAGAUUUUUGAUUGACACCUAUGUUUUUGUUAAGCGCAUAUAUUUACAGGGUUGGAAAUUCCGAUGGCAUUCAGACUAAUUUUUAUAAUCCAGUAUGAAAAUAGAAAGUGCUUGUUUUGAUGGGUAUUGUUGGCUGUGUGACCUCAUAAAGAUGGGUUUAUAAAUGCGAAGCACAGCUCUCAUCGCCGUCUUUAGUAUCCAAGUCAUUACAAUCCUAAUCUUGAUCUAUUGUUUCCGAGCCAACAUGCCGAAUACCUCUCACUUUGGUAACUUGGCAGUGCAGGACUACCACAGGCAGGUUGGACACGUGGUGUCUCACGUCAUGGAGGAGUUCAAAAAGCUAACCGGGGAAAAUGGUCAGCUGCCGGAGGACCACUGUCGCAAGCAGCUGCUGGCAGACCUGAUGGGUGGACUCAAUGUCUCUGGUCGAUAUUUUGACUUUAAGGAACAAAUAAAGGAUGCUGUGGUGGGCAUUGUGUGUGACCAACUGCAACAAAAGGAGGCAUUCACAGACCGUGUGGAGCUGCAGAAGUUUAUCUGCAAACUGUAUCAUUACCUGGUGGAUGAAACGAGAAUUGCUCUGAAAAAGAUCUACUCAGGUGAGGCCGUCCUCGCCCCGCUGGAGGACAUGCAGGUGAGCUCACCUGAGCUUCUACGUUUGGCAAAAGAGGCUCAGCUCAUUGGAGACUACCGACACGCUGCUCAUUAUUACAACCAGCUGGUGCUGAGACAUCCCGAAGAACCCAAGUGCAAAUAUGACUGGGGAGGUCUUUACAUGCUGACUGGAGACUACAUGAAGGCCAAAGAGUGCUUCCAGGAUGCCACGUCCUCAGAGCAGAAGCACCCUCCGAGCUUGAUGAUGUGUGGAAUUUUGGCUGCCAUGGCUGAAAACAAUAAGGAGGCUGAGAUUUUUCUGUGGCGAGCUGCUAGUGUGGAUCCUCCCUGUGUGAUGGCCUGGAUGUUACUGGGUAUGCUUCUGGAGAGUCAAAACAAAUCAAAGAAGGCCACAAGUGCUUUCUGCAAGGUCAGAGAGAUACUGAAUACAGAUAAUACGGCUCAACAGCAGCAAGAGGAAGUGGAAGCAUUUCAGUCUCCUUUCAUAUCAGAAGACUCAGAAGAUGAGGACACAGCAGUCCACAACGUUGCAGAUGCAGUUCCAGAGUCUGAUAAGCUUCCAUCCUCUAUUUACACCGAGACUCUACAGUUCCUGCUGCAGAAUCACGCCCUGCAGAUGGCAGAACUCGCUCUGUCACAGCAGCUGCUUCAUUCCGAUGAAGGUCGCAGUCGCACGUACCUGCGGGAUCUGGCACAUCUGCAGAUGCUGAAGGAAGAAUAUUGCAAUGCUGCGGCCAACCUGAAGGAGGCGCUGUUUCACAAAGAUAAGUUUCAAAAGAGGCCCGAUCCAGACAUCUGGGCUCUGAUCGGACACUGCUUUUAUAAAAGGUGGAUGUUUGAUAAUGCUAAGGAAAGCUAUGAGCACAGUCUGACGUUAGCGGAUCGUCCGACGGACUUCCAGCUCGUGUGCCUUCGCCUGGGCUUCAUGUACCUGAAGGAGGGGAAGUUUGAACGAGCCAAGGUGGUCUACCUGAAGGCUUGUGAGACCUCGCCAUCCUGCCUGACGUGGCUCGGCCUCGGCACCGCCUGUUACUGGCGGGAGGAGCUCUCUGAUGCAGAAGAUGCCUUGGUACAUGCUAAUCACCUAAACACUCAGAAUGCAGAGGUAUGGGCUUACCUGGCUCUCAUCUGUCUGAAGACGGCUCGAUAUCAAGAGGCAGAGCAGUUUCAUGCCUAUGCCAGAAGGUUCAACCUGCAGCAAAAGUCCCUGCUGGAUGAGUAUGAGAAGGUCAAGGUUCAUAUUUUCAGCUAUUAGACAUGACCUGGUGACGUGGUGCUUGUCACCGUGGAUCUACUUUCUGUGUCUUUUCAACCUGACUAGUGUCCAAUAAAACCAACAAAC
Molecule: messenger RNA, 2076 nt
Organism: Synchiropus splendidus (mandarinfish)
Lineage: Eukaryota; Metazoa; Chordata; Actinopteri; Syngnathiformes; Callionymidae
Product: cilia- and flagella-associated protein 70-like
Exons: 14
Coding region: 283-1989 (568 amino acids)
Biological process (GO): cilium assembly; cilium movement
Cellular component (GO): extracellular exosome; motile cilium
Molecular function (GO): protein binding
Source: RefSeq, a predicted model, not a curated record